This is a messenger RNA of Elgaria multicarinata webbii, 1245 nucleotides long. It is a transcript of the gene POLR2D, whose product is annotated as RNA polymerase II subunit D. NCBI's taxonomy places the organism in Eukaryota, Metazoa, Chordata, Lepidosauria, Squamata, Anguidae. The record is from RefSeq and is a predicted model, not a curated record. The transcript is spliced from 4 exons. The coding region runs from base 26 to 454 and encodes 142 amino acids. Gene Ontology annotation, cellular component: RNA polymerase II, core complex. Gene Ontology annotation, molecular function: nucleotide binding; translation initiation factor binding. Gene Ontology annotation, biological process: transcription initiation at RNA polymerase II promoter.
UUGGUUUCUGGGGCCGGGUGAGGUGAUGGCGGCCGGAGGUACUGAUACGCGAGCUGUGGAUGUGGAGGAAGACGCUUCUCAGCUCGUCUUUCCCAAGGAAUUUGAAACUGCAGAAACUCUUCUAAAUUCAGAAGUGCACAUGCUUCUUGAACAUCGGAAGCAGCAGAAUGAGAGUGCAGAAGAUGAGCAGGAGCUCUCUGAAGUCUUCAUGAAAACUUUGAACUACACUGCUCGCUUCAGCCGCUUCAAAAAUCGGGAGACUAUUGCUAGUGUCCGUAGUUUGUUGCUCCAGAAGAAGCUCCAUAAAUUUGAAUUGGCAUGUUUAGCUAAUCUUUGUCCUGAAACAGCUGAGGAGGCCAAAGCUUUAAUACCCAGCUUAGAGGGUCGGUUUGAAGAUGAAGAGUUGCAGCAAAUUCUUGAUGAUAUCCAGACAAAAAGAAGCUUUCAGUAUUAGAAGAAAUUGCCAGACCCUUCUGUAGUCUGAACAUUGUGGGUGGCUGGGCUGACACCCACAUUUGUUCCCAUGUACUAGUGGACCAAACCUAGCUAUCAUUUGACAACAAAGAGAAGCUGAUGCAGGAUAAAAUUUUGCGUCCCACCCAACACGUAUUUUAAAAACUGGGGUUGCAGCUCUUUGGACUUGUUGAAUAUUGACAGAGUUGGAAAGAUUCAUGUGAUAUAAGACAAUAGAACUCUGGGAAGUUUGGUCUGAUGAGUUUAGUAUUUAUUUCCAAACUGUUGUCUUCAUCCUCGUACUAGACAGAAUGUUUCUGAGGUCAGAAACAAUAAAUGAAGGCACAAUUCUCAGUUUGAACACAUGUUCCCUAAGAUAAGAGGAAAUAUCUUUUGGAAAAUUGUAAAUAUAGAAUCAGGAUUAAUAAAUUUGUGUGGCUUCUUGUGUGGUUUGAUCAGCAAUUUCUCUCUUUAAGAAUAGUUUCGUACAAUUGUUUUGUGUGAAUUAAAGUACAGUAUUUCUAAGAAGGGUACUAUGAUUUGUAAAUGUUCUUAUCCAUUCAUUAAUAUAAUUUUUUAAACAAAAUUCCAGUUGAGCUGUGGGGGGUGGGGCACAGAUAGCAGAGGAAAUGAAUUUGUUGGAAUACUAAACUGCAUCUAAAGUUUUUGCUAUAUGUUGGUAUAUUCAUGUAAUAAGUUAUAUGUUUAAUUUAGAUAUAUUGCUUUACAUGACAGUUACCUAAUGGUGUAUAUGUUUUGGAAAAAGAAAAUAACACCUUUGUGCUUUUUUUU